Messenger RNA from Podarcis muralis (Common wall lizard), 2028 nucleotides. NCBI's taxonomy places the organism in Eukaryota, Metazoa, Chordata, Lepidosauria, Squamata, Lacertidae. The record is from RefSeq and is a predicted model, not a curated record.
AUGGCACCAAGUGAAACUAUUCAGCCUGUUGGGAUUGUCCAGAUACUCCUUCAUUUUGAAUGGACAUGGAUUGGCAUCAUUGUUUCAGAUGAUGAAGAUGGAGAAGACUUUGUGCAGAUUUUAACACCUCUGCUUGCCCAGAAUAGCAUUUGUGUUGCCUUAUUGCUGAAGAUAGAAAGAGCAUCACAAGACCGUGAUGAGGCCUUCAAUACACAAAUGCCAAAGAUUGAUGCAGCACUUCAGUCUGAAGUCAAUGUGUUUAUUGUCAGUGGAAAUUAUUAUUCUCUGUGGGACUUAAAACUCAGAGUACACGUUUGUGACCUUUUCAAAAUAAUUGAUAUUAGGAAGGUUUGGAUUAUAACAGCUCGGUGGGAUUUCACUCAGGAGAUAGAUUUAUCCUCUGGUUUUGAAAGGGCUUUCAGUGGCACCCUGUAUUUCUCAGUACAGAAACAUCCUGUUCCCAGAUUCCAUAAUUUUAUCAAGAACUUAAAUUCGGAUGAAUCACUCAUGCACUUUCUAUGUUUGUUCUGGCAAUAUGCUUUUGACUGUUCGAUUCCUAGUGAAGGGUUUACACGUUGUCAAAUGUGUGAAAGAUGUACAGGAAAGGAGAAACUGGAAACAUUGACUGCAUCUAGGUUUGAGAUGGAUAUGACUGUUGAGAGUUAUGUUAUCUACAAUGCUCUCCAUGCAAUAGCUCAUGCUUUACAUGCCAUUGAUGUUCCAAGCCAAAAACUAAUGCUGGCUAAUAAAGGCAAAUUCAAACCCUUGAAUAUUCAGCCAUGGCAGGUCCAUUCUUCACUGAAAAAUAUUCAUUUUAACAAUGGUGCUGGGCAUGAAGUCCUGAUAGAAAAUGGAGAAGUUUCAGCUGGCUAUGAUAUCAUCAACUGGGUUGUUUACCGCAAUCGAACUGGUCUCAAACUCCAGGUUGGAAAAAUUUCAGCAAAUCAUAGUUUCACUAUCAGAGGGAAUAUGAUUGUGUGGAAUAACAAAUUCAAACAGACACCACCUCAAGCAAUGUGUGUUGACAGUUGCCUCCUUGGAUAUAGAAAGAUGGUGCAGGAAGGGAAACAAGUUUGCUGUCAUGACUGUGUCCCAUGUCCAGAAGACAUGAUAUCUAAAGAAACAAAUGCAAUUGAUUGUGCCAAGUGCCCAGAAGAGCAAUAUCCAAAUGCGGACAAAAAUGAAUGCAUAAACAAAGUUAGAAUUUUCCUAUCCUAUGAGGAGCCUUUGGGGAUUAUUUUAGUUUCUCUUGCUGUUUCCUUUGCUGUAGUGACUGGUAUAGUGAUAUACACAUUUGUGAAGAACUGGAAUACCCCCAUUGUCAAAGCCAACAACCAGAACAUUACCAUCACUCUUCUCAUCUCCAUCCUGCUUUGCUUCCUUUCUUGCUUGCUCUUCAUUGGCAAUCCUGAGAAGGUGACUUGCCUUCUACGGCAAACAGCCUUUGGCAUUGUGUUCUCAGUUGCAGUUUCUUCUGUGCUGGCAAAGACCAUCAUUGUGAUCCUGGCCUUUCUGGCCACAAAGCCAGGCAACACAAUGAGGAAAUGGCUAGGGCAGAAGGUGGCAAAUGCUGUUGUUCUCUCCUGCUCCCUCAUCCAAGUAGGCAUUUGUACUGCUUGGCUGUCAGUCUCUCCUCCAUUCCCAGAUCAUGACACGCACUCUCUGUCUGGACACAUCAUCGUUGAAUGCAAUGAAGGUUCAAUCACCAUGUUCUACAGUGUCCUUGGCUACCUGGGCUUUUUGGCCAUCAUCAGCUUCACUGUCGCUUUCCUCGCCAGAAAGCUGCCUGACUCUUUCAAUGAAGCCAAGUUCAUCACGUUCAGCAUGUUGGUGUUUUGCAGUGUCUGGGUCUCCUUUAUUCCAGGUUAUCUGAGCACGAAAGGGAAAUACAUAGUGGCAGUGGAGGUGUUUGCCAUCUUGGCUUCCAGCACUGGCCUCUUGGCUUGCAUUUUCUUCCCCAAAUGCUAUAUCAUUGUUCUAAGACCUGAUCUAAACAGCAGGAAGCAACUAACGGGAAAAGGGAAUUGA